UGGUGCUGUGGCGUCGCCCGGGGUUUCCUGUUGCUGGAUUGGCCUUGAGUUCAAAGGGACGACCUGGACGGGAUGCCGAGAGGCAGGAAGAAAGAAAACAUCCCUCCUUUUCUGAGCAGCUAUGUGGCGUCUGAGCAAAGAAACGUUCAGAGAAACAUCAACAUCAAUCUGUACCUGUCCACGGAAAGGCACGUAGCAGCCGACUCCGUUGUCCGCAGGUCAGACUGCGGAGGAGCGAGUGCCCAGGGGAGAAAACGGGCUGCGUUCACGGAAAAGGGAAGCAAUGACCUGCAGCAACACCGUGCGGUUCAGACCAACCUCUCUUGCCCUUAUUGGCCUUUCCAGGACACCACUGGCGUCUCUUUAUCCAAACGGCAAAGCAACCUUGCGCCGAAACUGCAGAGGGGUGCAUCUGGAGACUCAGAGUUUACCAGCGAUGCACCGACUCCAUGCCUCUCUCUCUGCUCAUGCUCAGAGCAGCUCGGUUUAGAGGGCAACCCUCCGAGCCACCUCUCGAGUCGAAGCCGCGAUGUCUCUCAUGCUUGCGGCACCCUCUCCGAGAACAGGAUGGGAAACGAGGACCAAUAUGGAUCAAAAGCAAGCCAUGUCUGUGCGUCGAGAAGAAUCUGUGGGCAUCUCGGGGACUGCAGAGGUUGCUUCUCUCCGGCCGAAUUGUCCGUGAUAUCGUCUCCUGGCUCUGUUUCCUGCCGGUGUCCUCCUACGAGCCCCGGGAGAAGCGACGACUCUUUGCAUCGUGGGCCAGGCCUUACGUUGGACCAUUUGAACUCUUCGACCUUGGCGGAGAGCACUCGGUCUUCUGCAGCGCUCCAGACCCUCUUGAAGUCUUCCCGGACGUCUGCCGACCUGCACAGCUCCCUCCGGCAGCUCAAGCGAGAAGCCGCCUCGAUGGGGGCUUUGGGCUCCUCCCCCUGGGAGUCCAAGCGUCCUCCUCUCCUUUGCCAACCGCUCCGCAAUCCUCGGAUCUCCGCCUCGACUGUGCUGAGUGCCAUGGAGCAUCUCGCGGCAGGAGAGAGCUACGCCAGGCAGGCCAGCGUUAAAUGGCGAGCCCCUUUCCCCAGGGACUGGGGUGGCACUUCCACCGUGGGCAAACCCAUCUCCGUUGUCUACAGGUGCGGAAACGCUGGGUUGCAGACAUGCCCAACGGAGGCCUUGGACCAGUCAGGUUUCCGUGCCGGCGUUGAUCUCACCUCGCUGGGACUUCAGGGAGAAGACCGCUAUUCCGAAACCUCCCUUCGCUACCUCGAAUGUUGCUCGGGCGGCGCAUGGCGGACUCCGGAAAGAACGGGUGAAUGCGGCUGUUCCAAAACCCGCUGCCACCAAAGGGCGGCUGAUCCGGAAGAGAUUACCUCCGGAGAGUUUCGUCGCUCCGAGUUGAGUCUCUCGGAGCAUGCCUUGAGUCUCCUUUCCUUUGACAGCUUGGAGGUCUCCCUGGAGGCGUUGUGCGCCGAUCCUCCGGCAAACCUGGGGUCUCCUGUGUGCGUCAGCCUGGUGGUGCAUUCUCCUGCGUGCCAGUUUAGGAACGGCGCCCAGGAUUCUGACGUCUGCGAAGCUGGGGGCGAACCAGGAGAGGACAGCGGGGGGCCCACACUCUCCGCAGAGGAGCACGCUGCGGAUCUGCCCCAUUGGAAGCUCAGCCGCUUUGGAGAACAUUGGCAGGCUGCCGAUAGUACAGGUGCGGCCGUUGUUGGGAGAAGUGCCAACGGUUCCCCGAAUUGCACGGCCGACGACUGUGGGCCUGGUGCGGAAAAUGGUCAGGGAGGAGGGCCUUCAGUGGAACAGACCGGGAAAAGGACCACAGCAUUGUACGACGAGGAGAUCAACAACGCGUUGGAUGAUAAGCAAAAGGAGGACCUGGAAAGAGAUGUUGAAUUGAUGGAGAGGAAGAGAAACAGGCCUUUGCCCCAGAGGGUGGACCCCCAGCUGGAGAAAUGCUUUGUGGCCUGGCGCAAGCACGUCUCUGGGAAGACGGCCGCUGCCCGGGCUCUGUAUGAGCACCAGCUGUUGCGCAAGGGGCUUGCUGCCCUGCGGUGGGCCGUGCAGUUAAGGAAGGACCAAACAGGCAUUGCCCAGAGGAACCACAUUCUGGCGGUGCUGGCUGCCAGCUUCCAAAGGUGGCAGGAUGCUGUGGCAAAGCAGCGGAAGGCCCAAUCUUUCCAGCAACAGGAGGUGGCGAGCCCCGGCAGAAGCCCACUGGCAACCCCAGGAAAAGGGGGAGUAAGGAUGUCCCCCAACCCUUGCCACCUACCUGCGGAACACCUGGAAGACGCCGCCCGGUACAGCAGGGCAGAGGGAAAUCUCUGGACGCAGCUUCGUCGCCAGCAGGGAGGGGGCGAGACCUGCAGAAAGGCGGCGGCUUUACGGGAUGUGAGGCGCCUGGCUGCUUUCAGAUUGUGGCGCCUUCAGAAGGAGCGUCUGGAGAAAGAGGAGAUUCGCGCCCAGGAAGCUCUCGCCCUCCUGGAGAAAAAGAGGCUGGCGAGCGCGUUUGAGGCCUGGCGUUGCCGCUACAGGGCAGUCCAGCGGAUCCUGCCGCUGGUGGCUCAGGUGCAGAGAGGGCUGCUGAGCCGCUGCUUCCAGGCCUGGAAGUCCGUCGCCGACCGGGAGGCGCUAUGCAGGCACGGCAGGGAAUGCCUGCGGCUCGAAUCCCUGAGGGUGUAUUUCCAUCAAUGGACGCUGAUGAUGCAAGUCCGGGAAAAGGCCAGGAAGACUCUGCUGGAGCUGUGGGCCUUGAAGCAGAGGAGAACCCACGGGAACAUGGAUGCAGCUGAGAAGGUUCCUGCAGCACAAGCGAGGUGGUCCCAAAAGAGUGGCGCCGAUGCUCUGGACGGCUUCUACCGCGCGUUAACGUUGCAGCAGGCCUUCCGGACUUGGGAAUCGAGGUGGCGGGAAUCCCAGCAGGCAACCGCUUUCCACCGAGUCUCAGAAAGGCGGCAGCUGAGAGAAGCUCUUGGGCUCUGGCGCCGGAAGACCCUCUGCCUGCAUCCUCUUGAACUCGGCCCCGGGGACCUCGCUGAGGACCAUCUCCUUGCGUCGCCGGAUUCAGAGGAGUCUUCCCUGUCCUCUGGUUUCCAUAGCAAUGUGCCUGCCCCGCCUCUCUCCGGCGGUUCGCUGGACAAGGAAGGCAGCUCGGAGGAAAGUAGCCAGGCUAGCACCUCCUCAUCGUUGACGAUUGAAGACUCGGGGCACCUUCCUCAUCACGGCUCCCCAUCUCCCAGCCAUUUCCCCAGUGGCUCGCAAGAUCUCGCUGCUGCAGAUCUCCUCAUGCCAGCGCCCUUCCCUCUGGGUAAUGGACACACCCAGGAUCGGAGGCAGCUGCUGGCGAAAUGUUUUGCGUUUUGGUCGGCCAGGACCAUGCAGAACCUGAAGGCAGAGCAACAAGGCAAGCUGGCUCUCCUCUCCAGGUGGAAGGCGGAGUUCCUGAGAGCUGACCGGCGACGGAAAGAUGAACGCCCACGGCGGAGACCAGCGGGGUACGGGGCGACGUGGCGAUGGAGGAAAGCGAUCAGGGGGUCCUGGGCUCUGCGUUUUAGUUCCGUCAGCCAGGCCAGCAGCUACUGGACGAGAGCGGCUACCUUCUGCCAGUGUGUCCGACAGCAGAGUGGCUUCAUUGGAGCCUGGAAAUUCCUGAAAGUGCCCCUUCUUUGGCCAAGCAGGCGCAGGCGGACGAGCGAGGAGGCUCCUCAGCCAGGCUUAGCCAUCCAUUCCAGGCUGACCUGCAGCUCUUUCCGUGUCUGGCUGACGCUCUAUAGAUGCCAAAGCAAAACCCUGGGGCCACAGCGGCUCCCCAUGCAUCUGGAGGCAGUAGGACAAGGCAGCAGACAUGGGUGGAACCAGGAGACCAGGCCUGAAACGACCCCAUCCAUGGUGGGCAGGAGGUGGCUUGGGAGGAAGUAUUUGGCACGGUGGAGACACUACGUCCUCCUGCACCGAUUCCAGCACAGAAAGGAGAAGCAGCAACUGGCAAGGGCAUGGAUGGUUUGGAAGGAUAGCUGCCAGACAGAGCUGGCAGUGCAAGCUUUGGUGAGACAGAGGCUGGCGCAGUGGAGCUGGGCGGUCUGGAGGCGGCGCUGCCUGCAGAGCUGGGUGGCCGAGCGUUUCCUGGCGGGCGAAGAGAGGCAGCUUCUCGAGCAGGCUUUUGGAAAGUGGCGGCAGCUGAUGGCCUCCAGUUCAGAGGGCAGAGGUGACUUCUAGCAGGCCGAAACAUGCUUUUUAAGAUUUCCGGGGCAGCGAGUGAGUCUGCAGGCAAAAGGAAACGGCAGCUUUCCACCAUUUUGCCUGUAAAAGCCUUGGCAACUGAACAUUCUCCAGCCUAUCAGAUUACCACUUGGAA
Messenger RNA from Lacerta agilis (Sand lizard), 4348 nucleotides. RefSeq names its product chromosome 8 C1orf167 homolog (gene C8H1orf167). The record is from RefSeq and is a predicted model, not a curated record. The transcript is spliced from 17 exons. Lineage: Eukaryota; Metazoa; Chordata; Lepidosauria; Squamata; Lacertidae. The coding region runs from base 73 to 4209 and encodes 1378 amino acids.